AUGUCUCGCUCGCUCAUCACCCGCAGCCUUCCCCUUCGUUCCUCUUCCCAUGGUGCCCUUGGUGGUGCGAGGCCUGUAUUCUCCGAGGUGCCCCUGAAGGAGGUGCCGUCGUACGUGAGGCUCCAUGUGCUCGGAAACACCAGGCGCCUCACCAAGGAGUUCGUCCAGUGGUACUGGAGGACUUACUUCCACGCUGGCAAGGCCGACCCCAUCAUUCACGGCAUCCUCCUCGUCUCCGGCGUUGGCUAUCUCCUCCACAACCACUGGCACGGAUCGCACCCAUAA
Messenger RNA from Acanthamoeba castellanii str. Neff, 285 nucleotides. RefSeq lists its product as uncharacterized. The record is from RefSeq and is a predicted model, not a curated record. NCBI's taxonomy places the organism in Eukaryota, Discosea, Longamoebia, Acanthamoebidae. The transcript has 2 exons. Bases 1 to 285 code for a protein of 94 amino acids.